Microtus ochrogaster (prairie vole) is the source of this 780-nucleotide messenger RNA. It is a transcript of the gene Cd160, whose product is annotated as CD160 molecule. Gene Ontology annotation, biological process: regulation of adaptive immune response. The record is from RefSeq and is a predicted model, not a curated record. Gene Ontology annotation, cellular component: plasma membrane. Gene Ontology annotation, molecular function: transmembrane signaling receptor activity. NCBI's taxonomy places the organism in Eukaryota, Metazoa, Chordata, Mammalia, Rodentia, Cricetidae.
UUAUACCUUACUUGAUCUUUUUAUAUCACUUCCAAACCCUCUGUGCCCUGGGGCUCUUUUUUAUCUCCAUCACACUUUAAGUAACUUCAAUAAGCGCUUAAAAUAGGGAAACAGUCCUAGAGGUCUGGAAGGCUUCAGCUAAUGUGUCUCUGUGCUUUCAGAGGGGUGAGGUUACAGAGCAACAAAGCCAACACUCAUGUGGAAUUCCUGGGGCCGCUGAAAACAUGCAAAUCCUGAUGCCACCUGGCCAAAGCUGCUGUGCCCUCGCCAUCCUGCUGGCAAUCGUGGACUUCCAACGUGGUGGAUGCCUCCAAGUCACCAGCUCAGUAUCCCAGCAAGGAGGACAACUGGUCUUCACCUGCACUUUGUGGCACAAGAGAGGCGAAGCCGAGGGGCUAAUACUCUUCUGGUGCAAAGACAGGCGGUCCGACUGUUCUCCUGAGACCAGCUUAGAGCAGCUAAGGGUGAAAAGGGAUCCUGGGACAGAUGGUAGCAAUGAACAGAAAUCUCAGUUGGUAUUCACCAUAGACCAAGCCACACCAUCGGACAGUGGGACCUACCAGUGCUGUGCCCGAAGCCAGAAGCCAGAAAUCUACAUUCAUGGUCAUUUUGUCUCUGUUCUAGUCACAGGUAAGUCCCUAAGAACCAAAUGCAGCCAGAGGAGCAGUGAGCGGGGCUGACAGUAGGAGUUUCGAGCAGCGAGUUGAGGUCCUAAAUAGCAAUCCCCUUGAGCAUCCUUCCUCCCUUGAGCACCCUUCCUCCCCUGAGCAUCCUUCCUCC